This is a messenger RNA of Caenorhabditis briggsae, 234 nucleotides long. The record is from RefSeq and is a predicted model, not a curated record. Bases 1 to 234 code for a protein of 77 amino acids. Lineage: Eukaryota; Metazoa; Nematoda; Chromadorea; Rhabditida; Rhabditidae. The transcript is spliced from 2 exons.
AUGGGUCCCUGGGUCCCUGGGUCCCUGGGUCCUUGGGUCUCUGGGUCCCUGGGUCCCUGGGUCCCUGGGUCCCUGGGUCCCUGGGUCCUGGAUCCUGGAUCCAAAAUUUUUCGCCAUGAUCACAAGGACCCAGGACCCAGGACCCAGGACCCAGGACCCAGGACCCAGGACCCAGGACCCAGGACCCAGGACCCAGGACCCAGGACCCAGGACCCAGGACCCAGGACAUUUUAA